Messenger RNA from Paraglomus occultum, 2383 nucleotides. The record is from the annotation of a GenBank genome assembly. NCBI's taxonomy places the organism in Eukaryota, Fungi, Glomeromycota, Glomeromycetes, Paraglomerales, Paraglomeraceae.
UAAUACGCAAAAUUCUCUGACGCAACCAUCAAACACGAAUCUCUUCAGCAACGUAGGCCUUAGCAAUCAGUCUAGCACAACGGCAUCUACGUUUACUCCUUCGUUCCAAUUCAAACCAACUGGAUCCUUCCUGAAUCCAGCGCAACCAUUCAGCACCAGUUUGUUUACGAAUACCGCGCCGACAACUUUUACUGCACCAGCAGGAAUAGUAGCGACAGCUGACAUGUAUCCGUACAGUAGCGUGCCGCUGUUACAACAAGGUGCGGUUUCAUCGCAAGAACAACAGAGGACGGAGAAACCAACGGCUACUCCUAUCGGAGCUAAAAAACCACCAGUCACACCGCAUUAUAAACUAGAGCCUAGGCAAAGUCAGAAACUUAAGUUGAAAGGUUAUUCCCCGGGAUUAAGGAGAAAGAAGGAGCCUGAACAAGAAACUCCGAAACCGUUGGAAAUUUUUUCUGAUUACAGCGAGCUAAUAAGUCCUGAAGCAUUUAACAGAUCACGAAGGCGAAUGAUAAAUACUCGCCCUGUAUCCCUAAGCUCAAUUAUUAACAAAGACUCAAUCGCACCAAACCCGAGUAAAUCCCCCCAACAAGAGUCAACAAGGUUGACGUUUGGGUCUCCAAAGCAGGAGACUCCACGCCAAUCGAUAUUCAGUGAGCCGCAAACUCCGCUAACAGCGUUAGGCCAGAAAUCUACUUUCACGCUAUCACCACUGCGAAGAUCUCCGGAAACUCCAAAACCUCUUAUUCAAUCGUUUAGCACUCCAUCACUUUUCCAGGAGGAAAUAUCAACGCCACCUGCUCAGCAAGAACGCUCUGUUACUCCAGUGCAACAGAUAUUGGAUGAACCCGACGAGCCCAUCAUCCGGCGAGAACCAGUCACAGAACUAGUCACAGAAUCAGAUGAUUACGGCGACUACUGGAUGUCGCCUUCGUUAGCCGAACUACGAAACAUGUCUGAAGCGCAAUUAAAAAAAGUAAACGACUUUACUAUUGGACGUGGUGACUUGGGUCAGAUACACUUUACUGAACCAGUCGACUUGACCGGAAAUCCUUUGAACAGCUUAAUCGGUGAUGUUGUAGAGAUAGUCCCGCGCUCAGUUUCGGUUUACGAGGAUAGCAAAAUCCCCAAGCCACCAGUUGGACAAGGAUUGAACGUACCGGCUGCUAUUACCUUGAAAAAAUGCUGGCCCGUUGAUAAGGUCAAGCAGACUCCAGUUAGAAAUCCAGCCGACACAUUAGUCCGGCAGAGAAUUGCUCGUUUGAAGCAAAUGCCUGGUACAGAAUUUAUUAGCUAUGAUGCUUACACAGGCGCAUGGACAUUCAUAGUACAGCAUUUUACUAAAUAUGGUCUAGACGAGUCUGAUGACAGUGACGAGCAAAGCGUAAUUUAUGUUCGACCGCAAGUCGAGGAUAGUCCAAUGCAAGAGAUACCUACCGCCUCUGACUUGUUAGAAGCGAGUCUCGAAAUCGAGACCGCCACGACAUUUAAGCCGUCUACUAGCCUUCCUGAAUUUCGAGGACAGGAUCCGUUAGAAAUCAACGAAAUGCAAGAAGCCAUCUUUCCCCCAGAAGAGGAUGAGGAUUACGAUACUAUGGAAGAUAUUUUGGAUCAGCCGCCUCCUGCAUUGCCCGCCGGAUAUGCUCGUAAUGGGAGUUUUUCGAGUGAUGAGGACAGAGACACGUCGGCGGAGGAUAUUAUUCUCCCAUCGUUAAUGACCUACCCAUCGGAGCAGCCAUCGAUAUUUCAAACACAAGAGAUCGAAGAGGAACAAUCAAUAUUACCACAGAAACACGCCCUACAGUCAAUGAGUGAAACUCGCAGACCAUUGAAAAUACCGCGACUAAAGUACUCCGAAUCAAUAACGUUUAACCGAAUACGUUCGGAACAGGAUAUGAGCUUGUUCCUUGGUCAUUCGUUCCGUGCUGGAUGGGGUCCUAAUGGUGUUAUAGUUUUGUUCGGAAGAGAUGUAAAAGACAAAGGCAAUGGCUCAAGAAUUCCCGAGUAUGGCGUCCCCAAUGUGCUGCAUAUACGAAAGGUUACCGUAUUUAAUGAAUCUGAAGAAAACGAGAAACGCCGACAUUAUUUGGUGCUCCAAACAUUGUCCGAGCAUACAAUUAUUACGCCCGACGCUCGUGGCAUACCAAAACUUACCAUUAGCCCAAAGAUCACGUUUGACCAUUUCGUCAAGAUUGUUGGUGACAACCGAGCUACCUAUCGCCGACAUGAACUCUUGGUGUGGAAACUAGGACACGCUUUAUGGGAUAAAAUACCAAUUGAAUAUGAAGACAGUCUCGGGGUUAAAUUAUGCGAAAAAAUAUCUAAAGCGUUACGCAAAAAAUCGAUAUCUAAAUGGUUGCAAGAAGCGGUUGAUCCAGAC